Molecule: messenger RNA, 1459 nt
Organism: Mangifera indica (mango)
Lineage: Eukaryota; Viridiplantae; Streptophyta; Magnoliopsida; Sapindales; Anacardiaceae
Product: zinc finger protein WIP3-like
Exons: 2
Coding region: 84-1028 (314 amino acids)
Biological process (GO): regulation of gene expression; anatomical structure development
Cellular component (GO): nucleus
Molecular function (GO): DNA-binding transcription factor activity
Source: RefSeq, a predicted model, not a curated record
AAUCAACUUAAGUGCAAAGGCUUUUCUCACAUAAAGUCUGAAUAUAAACCAUUUGAGGCUAGAAUUUCUGGACUUCUCCCAAGAUGGGGUUAAGAAGCUACCAUGUAGAAGACGGCAAUUUGUGCUUUCAAUCGCCGACUUUCAUUGAAUGGCUGAAGCCGUCUUCUAAUUCUCCUUCUUCAUCACUAUCUUCAUCUUCCUCUUCCUCUUCUUCGGUCACCACUCAACAAUUGCAGUGCCAGUUUGCGGAUCCCAUGAGCGGUAGAAGUAUUCAAUGCCUGCCUCUUCUAAGUGGUUUUACGGAGAAAAAACCAUUGGAAGAGGGGGAAGAAGAGAAGAUAGAGAAGGUUACAGUGGCUUUACACAUUGGAUUACCCAACGCCGGAGAUAUUUCCGAUGUUAAGAACAAGGGUUUUGAUUUUGAGACUAAGGAAGAAGUAGCAGGCAACAAGAAAAGCUCCUUCAAUGGAUGUUCUUUCAAUAAAGAUAGCAGGUUUUGGAUCCCAACUCCUGCACAAAUCCUUGUCGGGCCGAUGCAAUUUUCUUGCUCCAUAUGCAGUAAAACAUUUAACAGAUACAAUAACAUGCAGAUGCAUAUGUGGGGGCACGGAUCUGAAUACAGAAAAGGUCCAGAUUCGCUUAAAGGAACACAGCCAGCGGCGAUGCUGAGGCUGCCAUGUUACUGCUGUGCUCAAGGUUGCAAGAACAACAUCAACCAUCCUCGUGCCAAGCCAUUAAAGGAUUUCAGAACACUGCAAACACACUUCAAACGGAAGCACGGAGCAAAGCCAUUUAUGUGCAGAAAAUGUAGCAAAACUUUUGCGGUUAAGGGUGACUGGCGAACGCAUGAAAAGAAUUGUGGGAAGUUAUGGUAUUGCAUUUGUGGUUCGGAUUUUAAACAUAAAAGAUCUCUGAAGGAUCACAUUAGGUCAUUCGGCAAAGGGCAUUCUCCACACCCAUCUCUUGAUGGGUUUGAUCAUGAUGAGAAGGAAUGCAUCACCGGCUCUGAAGAUGAAAUCGCUCUCUAGUUUUUUAUGAACCAUUAUCAAGAGGUGACUGUUUAGGAAAGCUAUUUUUCUAGUAGUGAUCUUCAGUUCGUGUCUGUUUUGUUUUUAGCUAGGCUGAUGCAUGGAUGCUUGUGCUCAGUAACAAAACAUUCUCAACAAGAAAGUUGGGGGCGAUUUGCUAGGGAGCACUUGCAGAGCAUUGAGCCAUAAUAUGUUUAGACUUUUAUGCAUAGUACUUUUAAGUAUAAGAAUAUGGAGAUUGCCUCAAGUAGUCGUGAAGCUGAUGAAUUUUCUUCUUCUAUAGCGGCAUGCACAAAUGCAUUGUUUAAGUUUAUGUAAGGGAAAAUUCGUCCGCUUCAUUGCUAACUGGUAAUCUUUAUAUUAAGGAUUGUGUUGUUUAAUCUAUUUCUGGCUCUAUCCUCAUAUAUAUGAAGGUUAAUAUAUUGUUGUUA